Molecule: messenger RNA, 1365 nt
Organism: Penicillium digitatum Pd1
Lineage: Eukaryota; Fungi; Ascomycota; Eurotiomycetes; Eurotiales; Aspergillaceae
Source: RefSeq, a predicted model, not a curated record
AUGGCGUGGUACUCUAUCCUUCCACCAGAGCUUACCCACCUCGAAAGCUGGGCAGCUCGCAUCUUCUUCUUCCUCGGUCUCAUCACCAUUGGCCCCUGGGCUUUCCUCAUAUUUCUAGACGCAUCCCUCUGGGUAUAUCGACUGAUCCUCUGGGAGAUUCCCUGGCUUGGUGGACGAGCACGUGGUCGACAGCGUCCUCGCGCGCCGAGCUUGAAUGAACGUCCGGGCGGGCAACGGAGGGCCUUUGGACUGUGCGGCAUGGAAACAGAUACCGGUAACAGCGAGAGUGGAGACCGAGAUGAUCAUCCGGGGCCGAAGAGGGAGAGAGAUCGUGAUGACUCUGGGAAGGAGAACGUGAGCCCUGUUGCCCAAACAUUGAAUCCACAUUCAGGAGUGAUUCGCCUAUCGAUCUUAUCUCAAGGUCCUAACCCCGCAGGACGAUCUCGGCCUUCCCUGGAGAACCUUGAACCGUCAGAGCUCAUCCCGAUGGACAAAACCUAUAAGAACCGACUCGCACUCCGCAAGUCCAUACUCGACCAGCACCACGACGUCGUGGUAGCAAUCAACAAUGAUCAAACCCCAAAGGAGGACCCUCGUAUUCGCCUCGCCAUCAGCGAACUAUACAAUUUUGUGCUGGGAACAUACCUACCAACUCGAUACCCGAGCAUGUUCCAGCUAAACGCCGAAAGAUCGCUCUUCCAAAACCUGGUAACAGGCGCAACCUGGCCAACUACCCUAUCACCAACGACGCCAGCAAUCCAAGCCCUGAAGAUCUUGUCCCAGACAGUAGAUGAGGACUUCCUGAUCCUACUCCCUGAGCUUUUAUCCGAUGCCGAAGAACAGCCAAAUUAUGUGCUACAGGCAUAUGCGGUCUGUUUCCCGGCUGGCUUCAACACGCGCAAGAAACUCGGCUUGCGUUUAGUGGAUAUUCAUGUUCCGGUCCCGCGUUACCAGGAGAAGAUUGGGCGCAGCAUGGAUAGGUUCUUUGCGCGCAUUCGGGUUGGGAAGUUUGUGAAACGGGUCAAUUGGAGUAUCACCAUAAACACGGGGCUGUUUGCUGCUUAUAGUGGGACACAUGCUGUGGUGGGGAAAAAGGAGGAGACUAUUGAUCUCGGGAAAUUAAAUAUUGAUCAGACUGUUCUGCGAUGUGAGCGUCAGACAUUGCAUCGGUUGCCGGUAUCCAAGGCUCUUGUCUUUGCUAUCCACACCUAUGUUUAUCCGGUUAGGCAGAUUAAGGAGGAGGGUUCCGGUGAGGACCUUGCAAAUGCGAUAGAUGGCUUGAGGAGGGGGAAUGUGCCAGAAAUGCAUGGUUAUAAGAAGGGAGAUGUCUGGGGAGAAGCAUUGAAAGACUUCCUAAGGGCCUAG